AGAGGAAGUUUUUAUCCAGGAAAAAAGACGUGCGCUCAGACAAGAGUGUAAAUGGCUCUUUUAUCAGUGAAGGAGUUUUAAUUUGUCCGUUUUAUUUAUAUGUUUUUUUUAUUGUUUAUUAAAUCGUGUAUUUCUGUAUAUAGCAGUCUUUUCGCCCGCAAAGUGAGUACGAGGAGUAAUUAAGCUGUCAGCCACAAUGCCUCAUGAAAAAGGUCAUCUCUCUCCUAUGACUGACGGUGGAGUUGUUUCUGUGGACCACAGAAAAGCUCUGACAAUCACACAGAGGGCAAAACUUGACAACUGUAAGAUUGGAAAUCCACUGAAAAUCCACGAGAGAAAAGUAUCCUUCGAUGAAUAUGCAGAUGCGGACAUGGCAAAACGUUGCAAAAAGCUCCACAAGAUCCAUUGGACACAGCUGGCGGCCAAUGGAGCGUCAUCCGAGUCAGACCAUCGCCAUAAUGGGAGACAAACUGAUGAACAAUACCAGAAUGUUUCAGCGAAGUUGGACAUUAAGAGUCGACAGGCGAAAGUGAUCUUGAUGGACGUUCUCCAGACAGAAGAGGGACAGAGAUACCUGAGUAGUUGUAAGAGUUGUGAGAUGCACUCGUCUCUUAAAAAGGGAUCCAGGGAGAGGUGGAGCGAGAGAAGACACUCAGUAGAGCACAGCACAACCAGAAUGACAUCUAAUGCAUCUAAUGUACCUUCUAAGGACCAAACUAAGUUUUCACCUUCCAAACUCACCAGCUUUACAUCUUCUAAUUUGAAUGAUUCUGCACAUGCUGAGGAAAAUGUUAUGCACCUUUCCAAAGAAGUCCAAUCUCCACCAGCCAAAAAACGCAAAAGAAUCAACAGUUCACUAAAGCAAACAAAACGUUCUGCAUCCGACGUGGAAGGAUCCUGUUCACUUAAAGAACGUGUCUCUGCCCCAUGCAAAGAAAGUCAGAAUCUGUUGCCUGAACACAAAGAAUCACCUGACACCACAGAGGAUGACUUGAAUCCAGUUAAAGAAAGCCACUCCCCGAGGCCUACGUUUGUCAGCUUAAUCACUGCCACACACACUUCAUCAAAAGAUAAGCAGCCAAGUGGCUUUCUCAGAACGGAAUACCAAGACUCCGAAAGUGAUGCAGUUCCCGCUCAGAAAUGUACUAGCAAAAAUGAAGCACAGGAAUGUGCAGAGGAAGAGGUAGAUAUUGAUCAGGAGAGCGAAGAGGAAGUAGAGCCUCUACACCAGAAUGGAGAAGUGGUAGAUGAAGGGGGCGGAGCCAGACAAAGCGUCCUUUGCCUGUCCACAGGGGCAUCUGAGUGUCAGUUGCCUGAUGGAAAAGUCACACCCAAAUCCAGUGAAACGGCAGGAUCUGCAGAUGAGCCGCUCCUUGAUUCGGAGUUUGUGGAAGUCAGACGGGCCUCUAAACCACAAACAAUUGAACCGAUUGUUCUUUCCAGUGAGGAGGAAGAGGAUGAGGAGGUUGGUGGGACAUCACAUCCCCAAGCACCAGAGGGAGACAAAGAACUAGCUAUGGAGAGGAAAAAGAUCCCAGAUGCACAUAUUCAGCCCUGUGAUUUGAACAGCCAGGAUUCCAUCUUUGAGGCCUCUGCAUUAAGUGGUUGUCCGAUGGAGCUUCAGUUCUCUGCUCUCUACAUGGGAAGUCUCAGUGCUGUGACUAAUGGCCUUGUAAAGAUCACAGAUGAUAAGAUCACCAUUUCAUUUAAAGAUGCUUCAGGCUCUGAGGUAAAAGCUUCCCUGGCGACAGCACAUGUACUCAAGUACAGUGUGUGGGAUGGGCAUUUGGUGCGGGACAGUCAUUUAGCUAAAGAAAAUGAAGUGCCGCCUUCAUCUGUCCUUGUCUUAUGGCUGGCUGAAGUUCAAGCACGACACCUGUCCGGCGACUUGUUUGUCUUUCAGCCAGGGACACACCCAUGUGAGGGUAGCACAUGUGUCAUGCUCUGUGUGUGUGAACCCUUGAAUGGAGUACAGGGUGCUUUGCUGGCCUCUAUAAUGGAUUUAGUAGGUCUCCGACAUGGAAAUACUGAGCUUCUGUCCUCGCUAACACACCCUGACUGUCUGAAGAUUCUGCAGAACAGCGGAGACUCACACAUCCUCCAACUGCUGCUUCCUAGGACAGUCACACAUGCUGUCUCGCGUGAGUCCGGGACUGCACCAGCACCAGCUAGCACAACUACAACCUCGACUAAGGUCCAGGAUUCCGAUGGUCAGCCAAACUCCAGCGUCUACACCUUGUGUCAAAGCAGAGGUCCGGGUGCUUACAGUGUGUCCUUGGUGCAUAAACCCGGAACAGAUUGGACUCCAUACCGGCACUGUGGUCCUGCACGAAGGUUGAUCCAGUUUCCUCCACCACCGUCCAAAGGAGCCAUAACUGUGACAACUGAGGACCUGGAGUGCUUAGAUAGCGGAGAGUUCCUCAACGAUGUCAUCAUCGAUUUCUACCUCAAGUAUCUGCUGGUACAGAAGGCACCUCGUGCGUCAGUGAGCAGAUGUCACAUUUUUAGUAGCUUCUUUUACAAGCAGCUCACACGGCGUGACAACGCUAAUGAAGACAGCACCAGCACACCAGCCCAGCUCAGGAGGCACCAGCGGGUAAGGACAUGGACACGUCAUGUGGACAUAUUCGAGAAGGACUUCCUGUUUGUGCCUGUCAAUCAAGAAGCUCACUGGUACCUAGUAGUUGUGUGUUUCCCCGGACUGGAUGAGCCACAGUACGUGGAUAGAGCAGGCCAUGUCUCAGAUCAUGAUGGGACUGAAAACUCCAGUGAUUCCAACGUUCAGAGUGAAUCUCAGCAUGGUGAUGGAGACACAAAUUCAGAUGAAAACUCUUCAAGGUCUGUUUCUGCUCCUGGUCCACCAACCUGCACAGAAAAUACCUGUCAACGACAGACUGUCUGUAAGAGACCCUGCAUUCUCAUUAUGGACUCUCUGAAGCUGUCUGUUCACGAGCGCAUCUUCAAGCUCCUGCGAGAGUAUCUGCAGGCGGAGUGGGAGGUAAAAAGAGGCGGACAUCGAGACUUUAGUGCAGAGUGGAUGGUGGGAUCCCACUGCAGAGUUCCCCUGCAGGACAACAGUAGUGACUGUGGUCUUUAUUUACUGCAGUAUGCGGAAAGCUUUUUACAGGAUCCUGUAGUGCACUUUGACCUUCCACUGAAGCUGGAGUCUUGGUUUCCACGACAGAAAGUACGUAAGAAGCGUGAGGAGAUUCGAGAUCUUGUGCUGCACCUGUACCGAUUUCAGCAAGGCUCUCUGGGAAACUACAGCUCAGAUGAUGGAAAAGAAAUAGGAAUAUAAAAUAGUAACAUGGAGCAUUAAGGACAAUUAUGUUUUUUUAUUUUAUUUAUCACAAAUCAUUUCAUUUUUUAGGCCUUCUGUGUUUUUAUGCUUUUGUACACCUGAGUGGCAAAACCGUAAUAAAUUUUACAUCAUGA
Messenger RNA from Tachysurus fulvidraco (yellow catfish), 3435 nucleotides. It is a transcript of the gene senp7, whose product is annotated as SUMO specific peptidase 7. Gene Ontology annotation, biological process: protein desumoylation. The coding region runs from base 197 to 3298 and encodes 1033 amino acids. The record is from RefSeq and is a predicted model, not a curated record. Lineage: Eukaryota; Metazoa; Chordata; Actinopteri; Siluriformes; Bagridae. The transcript has 21 exons. Gene Ontology annotation, cellular component: nucleus; cytoplasm. Gene Ontology annotation, molecular function: SUMO-specific endopeptidase activity.